AUGGCGGCGUCACAACCCCCCAGAACUGCCACAUUUGCAAUAACUGCCACAGCUGCCACAGUCGCCACAACUGCCACAGUCGCCACAACUGCAACAGUCGCCACAACUGCAACAGUCGCCACAACUGCCACAGUCGCCACAACUGCCACAGUCGCCACAACUGCCACAGUCGCCACAACUGCAACAGUCGCCACAACUGCCACAGUCGCCACAACUGCCACAGUCGCCACAACUGCCACAGUCGCCACAACUGCAACAGUCGCCACAACUGCCACAGUCGCCACAACUGCCACAGUCGCCACAACUGCCACAGUCGACACAACUGCCACAGUUGACACAACUGCCACAGUCGCCACAACUGCCACAGUCGCCACAACUGCCACAGUCGACACAACUGCCACAGUCGCCACAACUGCCACAGUCGCCACAACUGCCACAGUCGCCACAACUGCCACAGUCGCCACAACUGCCACAGUCGCCACAACUGCCACAGUCGCCACAACUGCCACAGUCGCCACAACUGCCACAGUCGCCACAACUGCCACAGUCGACACAACUGCCACAGUUGACACAACUGCCACAGUCGCCACAACUGCCACAGUCGACACAACUGCCACAGUCGACACAACUGCCACAGUUGACACAACUGCCACAGUCGCCACAACUACCACAGUCGCCACAACUGCCACAGUCGCCACAGUUGCCACAACAACCACUACACCUUUGUCACCACUACCACCUUUCCAACCACUAGCCUCUCACAAUCACAACAGAAUGUAUGAUUCUUACACAAACAAAAUUAAUAUUUGAACUUGAUGUCUUAAGGAAUUAAUAUUUGAACUUAAUAGCUUAAAGAGAUUAAUGU
Messenger RNA from Dendronephthya gigantea, 865 nucleotides. Its product is annotated as bypass of stop codon protein 1-like. The transcript is spliced from 2 exons. The record is from RefSeq and is a predicted model, not a curated record. Bases 1 to 810 code for a protein of 269 amino acids. Lineage: Eukaryota; Metazoa; Cnidaria; Anthozoa; Malacalcyonacea; Nephtheidae.